CUAACUAAUGUUGUGUGAGAAAAUAUUUGCUUAUAAUUAAAAGUUGGCUGCCUUGGAUGGUAGAUGUUGUUCAUGUAGUGCUAAAAAUACAUAAAUUUAAUUGGUGGAUGUCCGGGAAAUACUUGGUUUGAUAAUAUUGUUGCCAGCUCUACCACAUUUGAUAAAUACAUACCUUACUGGAUAUUUGAAAAUUGUUAUGAACUCACAAUAAAAGGGUUGAAAUAUUAAUUUAUCAAUUUUAUAAACCUAAAAAUAGAAUUGGAAUACCAUAAUGUAGACCCCGAUUUUAAUCUGUUAAGACUUGCUUUGAGACAUUGCUCCAUAUGGUUGUGGACACAGAGGAUGAAUAUAUUUAUUGUAUUACAAAAGAAUAAUUAUUUAAAUGUGAAGAAAUGGAAGAAUAGCAAGUGAAACACCGGAAAGAAAGAGAACACCCAGAUCAAAAAAGAAAGCAUACUUCUAAAAACAUUUGAACAAUAUUCGUCAGGAUCACUAUAUGAGACUAUCCAAGAUGGGUUCAAGCAGCGGAGGAAAGAAGAAGUACGUCAACUUUCGAAGCCGACAACGCGCAAGCCUUAGUUUUUUUAUAGUCGUUAUGUUCUUCGGUGUGUUCGGUAUCAUAGUCUUUACAGAAAUCUUUUUUAUCGACGACAGGAGCCGAGCUUCGGGAGUGGUGGUCAGACCUGGAUCGCUCAGCUACUCGCACAAGCAAGAAAAGUCAACUGACUAUGAGGAGAGUGAGGACUACAUAUCAAUACGAGUGGGAGCAGCUAUGAUGAACGACGACACUUUGGGAGCUCUCCUCAUCGGGGGGCGGGCUCCCGCCGCUCUCCCAGUCAUCGAAAACUCGGCGCCUUCCUCGUCGAAGGUAUUCAAUGAAGUUCAGCUUCCACCGUUUCCAGAAAAUGCUACGCUUAACGAAGGAUCCUGGCAAAAUGUUAAUAAUACCAAAUACAAAUUCUUCGUCUUCUCGGCCUACUACGACGAAAGAAAAGGUCAGAGGGUAGUGCGAAUCAUUGCUGCUACGAAGACCCGGGGCGCGGAAAGAGUAUUUUGCCGAUUGUGGUACAAGGCUGGAGAGUUCAACGCGUCGGCACAUGUCUCUAUUACCGUUCCGGCUAAAGUAAAGGUCGUCCGAGAAAAUUGGAACCUCAAAUAUAGCGCGGUCUUUGUGAUGUGUCCUUUGACGAACAAGACCAUCCCGGUGGCGGUGAGCGUCGUGGCCAGGAUCAGAGACCCGCCGGCGAACCUGCUGGCGGUCAUUAACAACCAUAACGAAACAUCGGGGGCGGUGGGGGUGGGCAGCUCCGGAGGCGGCGCUGGCCUCUCGAGCCCCUACAAGUUCGGUGUUUGUGUCAAGCCGCUGCACUUCGAAUACAAUAGGGCUCUUCAAUUAAUAGAAUUCAUAGAACUGAAUAGGCUGCUAGGAGUGGAUCACUUCACGUUCUACAACCACACCGUAGGCAACCAGGUGGACUGCGUCUUGCGGGAUUACAUAGAUAGAGGUCUAGUGACAGUGCUUCCUUGGAAUUUGGAUAUGAUCUCACAGAAGGAUAUCAGGACUGAAGGGCUCUUUGCGGCACUUAACGACUGCUUGUAUAGGUUCAUGUACAAAUAUACUCACCUUUUGCUCAUAGACUUGGAUGAGUACAUUCUACCCAAGAACAACGAUACUUUAGGACAAAUGAUUGAUACUUUGAAUAAACGGGUUAACGGUCGCACCACAGCCUCCUUCUCAUUCCAAAACGCCUUCUUCUACCUCCAAUGGGACGACGACGACUCAGUAUACGAGUUCGACGAUCCGGUCACCGCCAACUUGAUCACGAUGAAGAAGACGCGCCGAAAGACGAAACUCCAUCCACAGAAGCAGCGAUCCAAAUACAUCUGCCGCCCGGAACUGACCGUAGAAGCAGGCAAUCACUUCAUAUGGGAAUUUAUCCCUGGCCACGGCACCAUGAACGUGCCCCCCGAUACGGCCAUCCUUCACCACUAUCGCAUCUGUGAGUUUGGAGGUGACGACUGCAUCAAGACGUCGUCCACCGUGGACCGGACGGCGUAUAAGUUUAAGGAGGGGCUCACGAGUGGUGUGAAAUCUGUGUACGAUAGACUGAGUAGAAAGUGUGGGCUGGUGGAACUCAAUUUACCCACGGGAAAGGUUCUCAAUAAGCUAAUGCAGUUCUUGAAACCUAGUCUGGAGAGAUAAUAGGCUCGAACGGCUACAGUAGUCGUCAAAAGAAACGGUAUCGAAAAUUAAAGAUACAGUCUUAAGUCCGUGGCACACGGUCAAAUAUUUGAUCAAAUUAGUUUGAUCAUUCCAAAAAUUGACAGCAUAAUGACGUCAUAUCGUGAAUUUGAUCAAAUCCUAUAAAAAUAGAGGUUUUCUGAUGAAAAAUUUUGAUUGGUCGAAAAAUCAACAAUCUAAGUUGCAAGUAGCAUUGGUUGAUAGGACUUUUCAACGCUUCUCAUUUGUUUCGAGCUUCUGUCAUAUGUCGUAUAUUCAUAUUAGACACGGAUUAUAUGACAUAUGACAGCAGUUCGAAACAAAUGAGAACCGGUGAAAGGCCCCAUUGAGGACAUUAUAUUGACCAUAGACAUAUCUAUUAUUUAUCAUAGACAGAGAGUCAUGUUGAGGGAAGUGACGACACCAUCUUUUUUUCUUGGCUCAGUGCUGUUUCACUCUUACACAUAGUAAAGCUGCGACAGUAGUCCUCCCUUCCCGUGCCUAUACCAUCUCUUAGUUUCAUGUUAUUUUCUCGAUACAAUGUGCUAGAACAAGGGAUUUUGUCAUCAGGAAGAGCGAAGGGUAGGCUCAGUCUAUGAUAAUAAUAAUAUGCCUAUGAGAUUGACGUGAUCUUUUUUCUUUUUUUCUGCGAUUUGUGUUUGUCUUACUAUUUUGUUAAAAAAUAAAAAUAAACGUUUGAAAUAUCUUGGAACUACUAACAAGUUUCGACAUUAAUUAAUUUAUAUCGAGAAGUUGUUUAUAUUACAAUGUAAAGCAUUCACAGUAUUAUAAAAAAUCCUUUCAACCUUUGUAUUUUCAUUGUAGAUAAGAAAAAUUUGAAUCGUAAAUAACGCUCAAACAACUAAUAAAAAAAUUUUCAAAAGAGACAAUUUGACAAACCGUCAAUAAAACUUUGAUUAACUUUGAUUGAUCGUAUAAAAGAUAGAUUUUUAAAAUUUGACCAAACUGUAAUUAUGACUUUAUUACGUCAGUUUGAUCAAAUAUUUGACCGCGUGCCACGAACUUUAAAGUAGGUAACUAAUAAAAGUUUCGAUGCCGCUUAUUUUGACCAAUACCGUAUUAUCAGUAUUAAUACACCAGCCAGUUUGUUAGAGAAGGAAUUUUUUCGGACAUUUACACGACUGUUAUAAUGUAGUUGUAGGUAGUUUUAUUUAAUUGGUACAAACAUCAUUUUCUUAUUCUCAUACCUAGUGAAAAGAAAACCACGAUUGUAAAACGAAGAAAUUAAACUAAAGGGAAUUAAUAAGAAGCUCCCAUUUACUGAAAUAGGGGGUUAAGAUAUGACACUGUCAUAUCUUGAUCCUCUAUUUUAGUAUAUGACACUAUAAAACUGUCUAUUCUAGCUGGAAACAAAUCAUAUUAUGAUUUAAAAGUAUAAUUAAUGGAUUAUUUCUUGCAAAAAUUUUCUUUACUUCCACUUCAAUCGUGUCGUCCUAACUCUACUUCAUGCACCUCGAUAUAUUUCUCCAUUACUCUGUAAUACCGAUUCUAGGUACUAGAGACUAUUACUUUGCACAAUCAGCUACGGAGACAGCUAGAUCUUUAAAUGAACAUUUCAGGUACUCUGUUUUUGUCCUUAUUCUUCUUAAGAUACCUAAUCUUAACCAUCUACAGCCAUUUUUUCCUAGUCCUACCUUAUCUUCUAUCUUUCCUUCUAGUACUAGUUGCUGAAAAGUGUAGGUAUCGUUUUUCUCAUAUAUGUGCCCUAAAUAUGUAGUCUUCUCGCUUUUUAUAUAAUCAUAUAUUCAAAAAAUUCGAUAUCCUGGGGUCCAGCUUUUUUAACACUUUCUCAUUUUUGACUCUGUCCCUCCAUGAUGUUCUACGCAUUUGGCACAGGCACAACAUUUCAAAAGCUUUAAGUUUGGUAAUGGAUCUGAUAUUUAACAAAAUAAAUAAAAAUAAAUUUCGACCACGAGUCAGGAUUCUGUUAACCGAGAUACGAUAGUACCAAGCGGCGCCGCUAGGAGGAGCACUCCAACAAUGCGUCUCAGAAUACUUUAACGAAACGUGGUCAUUUUGUAGUCUAAACCGAGUAAGGUAUGAAAAAGAAAAGAAAAUAAUCGUUUUCGUUUUGAUUCAAUUCGAGUCUCUUGCCAUCCUCUGACACAGUGUUUCGGGGUCUCUACCCCUUAUCAAAGAGGCUAUGCAAGUAGAGGCUAUGCAGUCUAUUUGCAUAGCCUCUUUGAUAAGGGGUAGAGACCCCAAAACACGGUGUCAGAGGAUGGCAAGAGACUCGAAUUAAAUCAAAACGAAAACGAUUAUUUUCUUUUCUGAUAUUUAACGUUCACACUUCCAUUCCGUACAAAAGAACGGACCAAACGUAACACUUUAGCAUCUUGUAUCUCAGGUUGAAAUCCAACUUGCGAGCAGUAAGAAAUUUACGAAGUUUUAAAAAAGCUUCCAGACUUGUUCUACUCUGCUCUUUAUUUUAGUCUCAGGGUCCCAACCAUCGUUGCAUUUGGGUAACUAUUUCUGCCUAUGAUCAUUGUUUUUGUUUUCUUGAUAUUUAUUUUCAAAGCCAAAGCUUCACCUGAAAGAGUAAGACCAUUUAAAAAACAUUGAAGAUCUUCGAUGUUAUAUGCCACAGUCUCUGUGUCAUCGGCAUAACUAAUGUUAAUAAAUAUGUCGUUUACUUUAACACCCUUAUUAGAGCUCGCCACUGCUUCUGCGAAGUUUUUCUACGUAUAAGUUAAACAACAUUACAGAAAGUAUACAACCUUGCCUUACUCUAUUUUUUAUUGAGAAAUCUUCCAUUUAGUUGAAAUUUUGAAGACGUACUGUUGGUAUCUGGUUCAAAUACAGGUUGGUGAUAACAUCUUUCAUAUGCGCUUCCAGCAACUCCAUAGUCUUUUACCUGUGAGACUUCCAAAACCCUAUCCUGAUUUUUCUAUGAAAACAGUAUAAUGAACAGUAUAACAUGGAAACGAAAGGACAGUUCUUUACACUCUACCAAUUAAAAUAAAACUUCCUUAGUUUAUGAAUUUUAACUUCCUCUUUUGUAUAUAGGCGAAAAAGUUCCAUCUUAGGUUGUAUAUAUUUUUGUACAGGAAUUAUUUUGUGAUCUAAGGUUUUAAUAAUACGAUGUAUUAUUUAUUUUUUCAAUUUAACACUCAAAGUGAGAUCAAAAUCCAUACAUACCAAAGAUGUUAUGUCGGGUAAUAAGAAUAAAUACUGAAAAAUAAAAAGAAAACGUAAAGUAAAAAUAAUUAAAGGCAUUUCUUUUUGAGUUAUACGUAGUUUAGACACUGCUAAAAUUUUAAGGAAGAACUAAAUACUAUAAUUUCGGAACUAGGAUUAUGUUUAACAUUUUUGUUUGUUUUAUAUUUCUAUAAUAUUUCAUAAUUUUCAAAGAUGACAUCAAACUUUGUCUUGAAAAACUCCACUUUUUAUAUACAAAGAACUUCAAUACAUUGACAAACUGAAUUUUUUCACUACAACCUUAAUUUUCAAUAUUAAUUUUUUCUUUUAACUAAAAUAAGCAAUAAAGAAAAAUGUAAGUUAGCAGAUUAUUUACUGUCCCUUGUAUAAUCACUGAAGCAUUAUAAACACCGUCGUCUCUUCGAACUUCAUAUUUGUAAAACUUUCUCAUUUUGCACAGCUCGUUUCCACUUCAGAACUUCAUAAAAUCAGCUACACGUUACCAAUAAGUAUGUAGACAAACUUAAGAACAGCUUCUGAAGACAGUUAUUAAAUAAUAUUAAAAUUAAGUAAAAUGUGAUGCAAGAAAUUAUGUAGAGCAAUAACUAUGAAACAUCCUACUCCAGUAGUCUGGAAUGCUGAAUUUCGCUAGGAAUGUUAAUUGCGGGACCCCAAAAAAGAUGCAAAAAAGUUUGCCACUACUACUCCCGGGCUUUCCCCCUAAAAUCCUCGUAUGGGGGGAUGAGGGGGAAACAUUGAUAUACAAAGUAUCUGUACGCCAUAGAAAAAAUGUUUCAAACAAGAAAUGUGUGUAUGUAUUGUAACACUAGCGAAUGGGCACCAGGGCGCCAUUUUGUAGCAGUCCCAGAAAUGGACGCUAUUUGUAUAACACCAAUAUUAUUAACACGGUAAAUGCCAAAUUAAACAAAAUGUAAAAAUAUACUUGGUGCUACUUAACUUUUUGAUAUACCUCGGUAGCUCUAAGUCUUCAGAGAACUAGGGGUGUGGAUUCUUAAUAGAUGUUAAAUAAAAUUGAAACUCAAAUGCUCGGGGGCGCCAUAAUUAAAAAAGAAAAUAUAAUAUUUGCUUACUUAUAAAAAAAUAUAAUACUAAGAAUGUCGGUUACUUGAAAUAUCUGUACUUACCGUAGACUACUUUCAUGAGCUUAGUAGGAGAGAUCUUUACUUUAUAAGAAGUAUAGAGAUUGGUAAAGAAUAUCUAAUAAUUAAACACAAUUCUUACUUUAUUGAAACAAAUAAAAAUUUAGUAAAGUUGUCAUCAAAAAAAGUCUUUAAUUAUUUUACCAAUUGGCGAGAAAACGUAAGAGUUCAACAAUUAAAAAUAGCGCAAGUACCUUGUUGUGUUCUUUAUCCGUGGGUGAUCUAUAGUCCAUCCAUGCGGCAGUUAAGGUGUUAAACAUUGUCCUGAUGUUACGGCACAUUUGUUGUCACCGCACAUAACGAUACUCAUUUUGACAGAUAAAGUACAGCUAUUAAUUAUAUUAAAGAUGAAAUUAAAUUGUUCGUUUAUUGUAUGCAACAUUUGGAUACUAUUAUUAUUAUUAUUAUUUUUAUUGAUUAAAUUUAAUUAAAAAAAACGAAGAACUUUUCGACAAAAGAAAACCAAUGGAUCUGUUUAAUCCAUCACUAGAAACACAAAAUACGGUCGAGAAUUUACACUCUACGACCACAGCAGCCACUUAGGCCUACUUCGGCUCUGGAACAAAAACUGAACUGUACUAAAUACAAACAACUAUCUCCAUUGAACUAUUAUUAACAAUUUUCUCCGUCAGCAAGGCAAAGAGCCUGCUGACGGAAAGGCACCAGCUUCUUACUCUAGACUACCAGAACUGAUCUCGAGUAUCUCCAGAACUCUCUCACAACCCAAAACUCAUUCCAUCUCCCCACUUUUCUAUCCUACUCAACCAUGUCCGGUUUUACCAAUAAAAAAUUCGCCAAUUUCCACUACUAAUUUCAAAACGAAUAGAAAAGAUUUAAGCAAAUUUCAACCACGCCUUCAAAGGUAGUAACUCUUUCUCUCGCAAAGAGGAUUAAACCAAAUGAAAUCCUGAUAACUAUAUCUCAGCUAAAUACCUUCUCACGUGUUCGGCUGAUUUAGCUUUUCGCACAGUUAGCCCACUAGAUACCAACAAAUAUAUUAUAUAAACAACUCAGAGCCACUUAAUCUCUAUAAGAUAAAUAUUUUCCAGUCCUGCUGUCGGUAAAAACAAUUUGCUGAAAGAUUUUCGACUGUGAUUCUUUUGGUGGUAUGAAACAUAUCGAGGUCCCUCAGAUACAAGAGAUAUGAAUAUCAUGAGAAUCGAGAACGAAUUACGCAAUACCAUAGAUUUGUGAGAACCGACAAUUCUUUGAAACACAAACUUGGUUUUAACGAAUUUAAAAUACAGAGUGGAGCAACGAUGUCAGUGAUUCGAAGAUACUAGUGACUUUCGCACCGUUACAGUAUAAGCGAUGGUCCUACAGCUUCUGCCGCUUCCCCGUUUCGAUUGCCAUAUUUUUCUAUCUCUCCAGGUGUCUUCAUCAAGGGCUCUGUAUUUCAUGCUUUCCAUAACAUCUUGUUACAGGCCAAAGAUCACUCGGGCGCCCCAGAAUGCGAUGGAGAGAUAAUAUCCAAGCAGAUCUCCCGAAAAAUGAACAUUCCAUUUGACCCUAGGUUGAUGGAAGACCGAACAAAUUGGAAAAACGUUCUACAGUCAGCCAGGACCCACCCAGGGUUGUAGCGCUACGUGAUGAUGAUGAUGAUAACAUCUUGUAUCUAAGACUUGGCUGGCCUUCCUAGUUUCCUUCUAUUACUUGGAUUAUAUAUUCCCUAGCUCUUUUUGGCCAUCUGUUGUCAUCCAUCCGCUGCACGUGUCUAUAUCAUAUUAACUGUCUAGUUUUUAUUCUUUCCUAAGUUUUAUGUACUCUAUCUGUCUUUCUUCUAAUUUCAGUAUUAGGUAUACGUUCUGCUCUUGAUAUACGACAAGCUCUUCUCAGGUAGUCCAUUUCAAUAGUGCCAACUUUUUCCUUUUUUUUUUGCUGUCAUUUGCCAACAUUCUGCUCCAUAUAUACAAUUACUUUGUAGAUUGUCAUUUUAGUUUCCAAAGUAUGUUGCUCUAUUGGACCAAAGUAUCGAAUUAUGUCAACUUCUUGUGUGAACUCUCUUCCUGCCUUGUUGCACUCUACGAUUGAUGUCGCAUUCCGUUGUUCCUUUACUGCAGAUCAUACUUCCCAAAUAUUUGUAUUCGUAACACCUUUUCAUUUAUCUAAUUUCCAAAUCUGGGUCUUCGUCUUCACUGCCUAUUCACAUAGAAUCUGUUUUUGACUUAUUCAUACUCAUUCCCCAUUUUUCGCAUUCAUCUUUGAGAUUUAUAAGCAUAUCAUCUGCAUCUUCUUCACAGCUGGCAACUAGUACUUGAUCAUCUUCAAAGAACAACGUUGUCAGAUAAUUGUUGUUAAGCUUCAACCCCACUUCCGCACAUUUUUGUCUCUACUGGUGCAAUGCUUCUUGGAUAUAUAUUUUGAAUAGGGUAGGGGAAAGACAACGUCCUUGUCUCAAACCUUUCGUUACUGUAAAUACCCUUGAGAAAGUAUUUCUUGUUUUCACCGUAUUAAGGUACGUUUUCGUCAAGAUACCAAAUAACAAUUUUAAAGAAACAUAAGCCUUCUCCAGAUCUAUAAAUACCAGAUGCGUAGGGAGGUUUCGAGUGACAAACUUUCUUGCAUCUUUUUGGGAAUGUGAUCUUUUGAGAAUUUGGUCACAAAAUUGACAUUCUCAGAAAAAUUCAGCUUGUUCGUAUGAUUUUUAGACGUCAGAACGACGACUGAACUACCUACCCCAAAAUAAUAAUUUUCUGUUACCUAAAUAAAAAUUAAAGAAAUUCAAUAGAAUAAUAAUAAUAUCGUAUGGCAUUUUUGCCGGGGAGAUUUACCAUUUACGUGCCGGGGUGCCAUUUACAUCUUUAACCCUGUUUUAAGUAACUUGUGUCGAUGUACACACUAGCCCAGGGGGACCGACGGCUUAACGUACUUUCCGAGGCACGGUGAACAGCUCGUAUCAUUUUUAGAAAUGAAAAUAGAUUGUCUGUGCCGGGUCUCGAACCCGAGCGCCCUGGCGUAUAAGGCCAGUUAUCAUGCCGCUGUACUACGGCUGUUCACAAAGAAAUUCAAUGCGAAAUGGUUAGAAACGCACAUAGGUCCUAUUUUAUACCACAAUUAAGUAAAAGUGGUAAAAAAUAGCCUUCUUGCGUCAUAUUUUUACUGCUAGUAUAUAUAAAAAAGAAUUUUAACUUACUUGUGUACUUAAUGAAGUUAAACAAGACGCCGUUUCCUUACUACUGUUCCUCCUUCCAGUGUUCUAUACCUAACAUUAAAAAUUUCUGCUAAUUUUUGUAUCUGCUACAUAUACAUAGUUCUCUUCUUGAUAAAAGAAACAACAAUAAGGUUUAACGGUCUAGCUAGAUGAUAACUCACAAGCUCUAAAAAGUUUUUUUAUUCUUCUCGUAUUGGGACUACUGAUUUGUUUUUAUUGAUGCAACCAUGGCAGCAGUUAUAUUUAUUUUGUUAAUAAAAUGUUGUAAUAAAUAAUUUUAAAAGACAA
Messenger RNA from Diabrotica virgifera virgifera (western corn rootworm), 9979 nucleotides. Its product is annotated as beta-1,4-galactosyltransferase galt-1. The record is from RefSeq and is a predicted model, not a curated record. NCBI's taxonomy places the organism in Eukaryota, Metazoa, Arthropoda, Insecta, Coleoptera, Chrysomelidae. The coding region runs from base 497 to 2203 and encodes 568 amino acids. The transcript has 8 exons.